Molecule: messenger RNA, 1942 nt
Organism: Drosophila arizonae
Lineage: Eukaryota; Metazoa; Arthropoda; Insecta; Diptera; Drosophilidae
Gene: exp
Product: expansion
Biological process (GO): regulation of DNA-templated transcription
Molecular function (GO): protein binding
Source: RefSeq, a predicted model, not a curated record
CUGCAGCUGCUGCAAGUGCAACGAGAGCUGAAUGCAAACGUAAUCAUUGGGAAAAUUGUGUGUGCCAAACAAUUUCGACACAGACAAAAAAACUAAUUGAGCAAAAGACUCUCGCCUGGACUGGGGAUCCGCAAGAAGAGAACAAGAAGAAAAACAACAACAAUAUUAAACAACAAAAGUCAAAAUGGUUUCGAGAAGAAAAAUAUUAUCACGUUCGCGCGAUGAUCUAAACCUGGAUCAGACAUUCACCCAACAAGAGGAGGAGGAAGAUGUCUGGUAUCAGAAAGAUAAGCUCUAUAAGGAACACAUACAGGAAGUGCUGGACAAAUGGACGCAAAUCGAUGAUGAGAUCUGGGCCAAAGUAAUUGUCUUUGAGCGCAAUCGCCGUGUGGCCAAAGCCUAUGCACGUGCUCCAGUGCUCACAAUCAAUGGCUCCGACGAUGGCUUCGAUGGCAUGCGCAUUGGACUGUGCGGCUUUGACAAUCCGAUGCGGGACCAGAAGACGGAGGAGAUGAAGCGCGUCAUCGGCCAGGGCGUCAAGAUCAAAAUGGAUGAUGCUGGCAAUAUACUCGUGCGUCGCUAUGCGAAGAGCAACGUAUUUGUUAAGAGCACCGCCAGCACUCCCAACGAGGAGACAUCCAUUGGGGCCGAAAUCUUAAAGCUGCCAAAUCAGGCGCUCGAAAGCGAAAAAAUAGUCAAGCUGUUCGAUAUGAAGAAGUUCCAGUCGAACGUGAAUCGUGAAUUGCGCCGUGCCUAUCCAGAUCGUCGACGCUUGGAAACGCAAUGCCUAUCGGCAUUGGCCUUUGUCAAAUCGGAGAAUGACAUUUUGGAGUGCCCCAUUUGGGUGCUCAUUGUGAAUGUGGUAGCCAUGGAUAUGCUAAAGAGCAAAUUGCCGCCAGUGCAACGUCCCAUUGUGGAUAUAAAGAAUCGGCCGCGCAUACCCAUACCCGACGAGGAUCCCUACAGCGUGGCCGGCAACGGCAGCAACGGCAGCUCGGGCAGCUCUGGCUUUGGCAGCGCCCACCAGCAACAGCUGCAGCAGCAGCAGCUGCAACAGCAGCAACUGGGCAAGCAUUUGAAUAAUGGCAGCAGCAAUGGACAUGUGGCUGCCACACGUGAGCAACUGUUGCUGCAGACGCAGCAAUUGGCGCACAAGCGCAGCGAGAAGCCGCCCAAAUUGCCGCCCAGAGAUAAUGUCUAUGCGCAUGAUCUAAUUCCAAAGCCGGACUACGAUGACAUUGACUUGGAGUCCCGCAUCAAAUUGUCUCGCGGCAAAUCUGACAAGGGCAAGGACAACAAGAAAUAUGAUGAUCCCUAUUACUGUGGCUUGCGUGCACGCGUGCCCAACUUUGUGAAGUCUUCCAAGUCCGGCUCGAAGGAUCAGCGUGACGGCAAUGGCAACAACAUCAUCAACAACAGCAGCARCAACAACAACAGCAGCAACAGCAAUGGCAACGGCAACGGCAACGGCAUGAGCACGCUCAGCCAGAAGAAGACAUCGAUGAUACACAACAAUCAUUUGGCUGGCAUGCAUCCGCACGCGCURCACUUGCAGCAGCAGCAACAGCAGCAACAGUUGAUGGCAGCGGCGGCAGCGGCGGCAGCGCAUGCCGUGCACCACCAGCAGCCGGCUAGCCAUCACCAUCCGCAUCAGAUUUGGCAGACGCGCAGCUAUGAGAGUGGCAUAGAUUCCGAACUUGUCGAAUCACCUUACAAUCACAUCUAUGGACGCCAUUUACCGCUGCCCACACGCGGCUAUGUGCCCACACCACGCAUGUUCAUUGGGGAAUGGGACUGAGAGCGGAGAGGAUGAACCCUAUGCAUAUACAUACAUAUAUAAAUGCAUCUAAAAAAAUUCCCAUGUCAAAACUGUCAAUAGAAAGCAAAGUAAAAACUUUCAAGUUGGGCAUCAUCGACUGCUUAAUGCUCGUUCAGAAUUUUC